Trichoderma breve is the source of this 1707-nucleotide messenger RNA. Its product is annotated as major facilitator superfamily domain-containing protein. Gene Ontology annotation, biological process: transmembrane transport. The coding region runs from base 1 to 1707 and encodes 568 amino acids. The record is from RefSeq and is a predicted model, not a curated record. Lineage: Eukaryota; Fungi; Ascomycota; Sordariomycetes; Hypocreales; Hypocreaceae. The transcript has a single exon. Gene Ontology annotation, molecular function: transmembrane transporter activity.
AUGGCGUCUCUCGAUUCAAAGGGCGACGUCGCCCCAGAGCAAAGACAUGCUUCAUUGGCAGUAGCAAGUACUAUCGACGAGAAGGACUCUAAUGACCGAAGGAUCAGCGAUAAAGAGAUGGACUCAAGCGUGGAAUUUCCGACCUCGCAAGACGUGGAGAUUGAUAACUCAGAAUAUCCCACGGGUUCUCGACUCGUCGCCAUCAUCACUGCGCUUGCACUCGCCAUCUUUCUCGUCUCCCUCGACCUGACAAUUGUCGCGACCGCAAUUCCCAAAAUCACCGACCAGUUCAACGGGCUCUCGGAUAUUGCCUGGUACAGCUCGGCCUUCUUCAUGACUAUGGGUGGCUUUCAGAGCGCCUGGGGCAAAAUCUAUAAAUACUUUCCACUGAAAACCAGCUACCUCAUCGCCAUAUUCAUUUUUGAGCUUGGAUCUUUGAUCUGUGCUGUUGCGCCUAGCAGCACUGCCCUCAUCGUCGGGCGUGCGUUUGCGGGCGUGGGAGCUGCAGGCAUUGGCUCCGGUUCAUAUACCAUCAUCGGAUUCUCUGCGUCGCCAAAGAGCCGGCCCAUGUUCACUGGGAUCGUUGGAACGAGCUACGGCGUUGCGGCAGCUGUUGGGCCCCUGAUUGGAGGCGCAUUCUCAGAUAAAGUAUCAUGGCGCUGGUGCUUCUACAUCAACUUGCCCAUUGGAGCAAUAUCCGCCUUCAUCAUUCUGGUCUUCUUCAAGGCCCCCAGAACUGCAAAGCCACAGGCGGCAACCCUGCGCGAGAAGCUCCUCCAUAUGGACCCCGUAGGCGCCGCUCUUGUGAUCGCCUUCGUGGUAUGCUAUCUCCUCGCCGUACAGGACGGUGGUACCAAGUUUCCCUGGGACUCUGCACACGAGAUAGGCCUCUUGGUUGGCGGUGCGGUAUUAGUGGGAUCAUUUAUACUAUGGGAGUGGUUCCAGAAAGACACAGCUAUGUUUUCGUUCCGCCUUGCCAAGCAGAGAGUUUACAUCGUCGAGUCGGUCUUUUCAUUCUUCUACUCUGGCGCGUACUACUUGGUCCUGUAUUACCUACCAAUAUACUUCCAGAGCAUCGACAAUACGAGUGCCCAGUCCAGUGGAGUUAGAAACCUGCCACUCAUUGUCGCUGUUGUCAUCUCCAUGCUUUGCAGCGGUGCUUACAUCUCUGCCACUGGUAUUGCGGCGCCGAUUAUCGUCGCCGGGACUGCCCUGUCGACGAUAUGUACAGGUUUGCUUUACACUUUGGAUAUUGGUACCUCUGAGGGCAAGUGGAUCGGUUACCAGACCAUCGGCGGUGUCGGCUGGGGUAUCGCGUCCCAGAUCCCCAUUAUCACGGUACAAGCUACAGCGCCGGCCACAGAUCUCGCAGAAGUGACAGCCAUGCUGCUGUUCCUCCAGACACUUGGCGGCGCAGGGAUGGUUUCUGCUGCCCAAGCUGGUUUUGUUAACGUCAUGAUCAACAAUCUUCCCAAGACAGCACCAGGAGUCAACCCAGCCCUCGUGGUGAGCACCGGCGCGACGGAUUUGCGAAAAGUGUUUUCGGAGGACCAAAUUCCUGGGAUAUUGGUAGCCUAUAUGCAGGGUCUCAAAGUCGCGUUUGUGAUUGGCAUUGCGUCGUCAGGGAUUGCUUUUAUUACCAUUAUAUUGUUCCAGCGAUGGAACAAGUUGAAUACAGCGGCUAUUGCUAGUGGAGGUGCAGCUUGA